AUGAAGAAAUUGUUUGAUAGUUACAAUUCUCAAAAAAAUGUGGCCUUAGAGGAAAAAGGUAUCCAGGGUCUAACAAAUAUUAAUGAAAAUAAAGCUCAAGAAUCUUCUAAUUGGGAUACUGUUGGAAGUAAAAAUAAAAAUAAAAAGUUUGGCUGUCUAACUGACGUGGCAAAAACAUUAAAAGCAUGA
Tetrapisispora phaffii CBS 4417 is the source of this 189-nucleotide messenger RNA. It is a transcript of the gene PBP4, whose product is annotated as Pbp4p. The record is from RefSeq and is a predicted model, not a curated record. The transcript has a single exon. Lineage: Eukaryota; Fungi; Ascomycota; Saccharomycetes; Saccharomycetales; Saccharomycetaceae. The coding region runs from base 1 to 189 and encodes 62 amino acids.